AUGUCUCAGUUUCGCGUGUUUGUUAUGAAGAGAGAUGAACUUCUACUGCAGCUUGGUGACCCUUUACCACUACCGUAUCAAGUAAAUGGUAAACCCAACUCAUCAAAUCACUCCCGAACCAAUUCACAUGAUAUAAAUAUUGAGAAUUUCAUCAAACUAAGGCCCAAACCUAUUAAACGAGAUAUCUUCAACUCACUUGAACUAAAGCUCCGAGACCUCAAUACCAUAGGAUUGAAUCACGACGACAUUGAUGUUUUGAAGAACAUCGAAAGCGAUUUACAUGAAACUAUUGGGAAAUAUUCGGCAGACCCAAACAUCAGCGAGUAUCAACAUACAAUCAGACAAUUCGAUGAAACUAAAGAAUUUAAUGCUAAAGAAUUUAAUGAUUUAGAAGAUGAAGUUACUAAUGAACUCCUUCAAGCACCUCCACAAUCGGAAAUAUUUCAAGAGCUUAAUCGAUGGCAGAGUCGAGAGCUUUCAAGGAAAAUUCAAAUUAUAAUACUAUGUACAAUGUUAUUUCUAUUAUUUUCAUAUUUUGUUUCAGACUUCAAGUAUGGAUAUUGUUAUUAUUUUUGUUAG
Yamadazyma jaroonii is the source of this 579-nucleotide messenger RNA. The record is from the annotation of a GenBank genome assembly. Lineage: Eukaryota; Fungi; Ascomycota; Pichiomycetes; Serinales; Debaryomycetaceae.